This is a messenger RNA of Pyrus x bretschneideri (Chinese white pear), 747 nucleotides long. RefSeq lists its product as uncharacterized. The record is from RefSeq and is a predicted model, not a curated record. NCBI's taxonomy places the organism in Eukaryota, Viridiplantae, Streptophyta, Magnoliopsida, Rosales, Rosaceae. The transcript has a single exon. Bases 158 to 484 code for a protein of 108 amino acids.
GAUUAGAUACCAGCUUCUUUUUCUUCUUUUAUUUUUCUGGGUUUAAUCUCAAAGCUUCCAAAAUCUUUCCCGAAUCCGAAUUCUGAUCAUUUUUCCACUUGGGUGCUCACAAAAACCAGAAUCCUGAACUGGGUUGCUCUUACUUUCACUCCAAGAUAUGAAAUUCAGGAGCUUGGAGGAGUUCUGGGCCUUCUACAUGAGCCAGCACUCGAAGCCAUCGACGCGGCGCUGGCAUUUUGCAGGAACCCUGGCUUCUCUCUCCUUCCUCCUCUACUCGUUGCUGUUUGAUUGGCGAUUUCUGGUUUGUGUGCCUCUCUCUGGGUACGGACUCGCGUGGUACAGCCAUUUUUUCGUGGAGGGGAAUAUUCCGGCGACGUUCGGGCAUCCGUUUUGGUCUCUGUUUUGCGACUACAAGAUGUUUGCUUUGAUGCUUUCUGGUAAUAUGGACAGAGAGAUUAAGAGGCUCGGAAAGAGGCCUAUCUAGCAUCUCUUUUGCCCUCUCUUUGGGAAAUUUUUCCCAGAGAGCUCCGAAGUGAUCUUCCCACUCUAGUUUUCUAUUAUGUUUGUUUUAGUCUUUGGACAGAAAUAAAAUGCGAGUGCAAAAGAAGAAAACGAGAGCGUGACAAUCACUACUGUAUCGUGUGAUCGUAUUCCAUUCUGCAUAUUGGACCUGUAUUUCUAUUUUUGAACAUGUUUAUUUACUUUUAAGCAUUAUUGAGAUAUAAAUGGAUUAGUUUUGUGGGAUUA